Molecule: messenger RNA, 1470 nt
Organism: Onychostoma macrolepis
Lineage: Eukaryota; Metazoa; Chordata; Actinopteri; Cypriniformes; Cyprinidae
Gene: npy2r
Product: neuropeptide Y receptor Y2
Exons: 2
Coding region: 151-1284 (377 amino acids)
Biological process (GO): G protein-coupled receptor signaling pathway
Cellular component (GO): membrane
Molecular function (GO): neuropeptide Y receptor activity
Source: RefSeq, a predicted model, not a curated record
AUUGACACUUCUUGACGACUGUCGUUGAGUUAUCCGUGAUAAAUUUGUUAUGGAUUCGGUCUUUUUUUUCUCUUCUGCAAGAUACGUACGUGAGCUUAUAUUGCAUGAAACUUGACAACUUAAAGAAGAGUAAUUGACUUAAGUGAAUGAAUGCUAAACAUGGAUAUAAGAACUGAAAUGAACAUAUCUGAAGACGAAAUUCAGGCUGCAAACUUCUCUACACCAGCCACUAUCCAAGUUGAGGGUGUCUUUCUAGACGGUCUGGAAGACAGUACAAAACUGGUGGGUGUUCAAGUGAUCUUGAUUUUGGCUUACAGCACCAUCAUCAUCUUUGGCGUGACCGGGAACUCCUUGGUCAUAUAUGUUGUGUACAAGUUUAGAAAUUUACACACGGUGACUAACUAUUUCAUUGUCAAUUUGGCUGUAGCAGAUCUGUUGGUCAACACGUUGUGUUUGCCGUUUACUUUGAUGUACACACUCUAUGGAGAGUGGAAAUUCGGACAGGUGAUGUGCUACCUGUUGCCGUACGCACAAGGCUUAGCGGUCCACGUUUCGACCAUCACACUCAACGUUAUAGCUCUGGACAGAUACCGCAGCAUUGUCUACCACAUGGAAACCAAGAUGUCAAAAGACAUGUGCAUAGUCGUCAUCGUGAUCACAUGGGUGGCAAGCGCAAUCCUUGCCAGUCCUCUAGCCAUCUUUCGUGAAUACGUGACCUUUGACUUGACGCCUCACCAGACGAUUCAAGGUUGCGCCGAGAAGUGGCCUGGUAGUAGUGCGGAUGGGACCAUCUACAGUAUCGCCAUGUUUUUUCUACAGUACGGCCUGCCGUUGUCAAUCAUUUCAUUUGCAUACACUCGGAUCUGGAACAAGCUAAGAAAUCACGUCAGCCCUGGCGGUGGCCGUAGCGACCGUCAUCAACGGCGACAGAAAACGACAAAAAUGUUGGUUGCUGUAGUUGUGGUCUUCACCGUUAGCUGGCUACCCUUUCACGCCUUUCAGCUUGCUGUGGAUAUUGAUAGUAGUAUAUUGGAAAUGAAAGACUUCAAAUUGCUCUAUACAGCUUUCCAUAUUGUGGCCAUGUGCUCCACGUUUGCCAAUCCCAUUCUCUAUGGCUGGAUGAACAGGAACUAUAGAAAAUCUUUUAUGGCUGUGUUCAAGUGUGGACGGUUAAACAAUGGGAUGAAAAGGGUUUGUAGCAGUGAGACAGUAAGGGAGAAAUGUACACGCAAUAAGCAAAGUACAAUCAGUGUGGCCUUCACACAAGAAAACACGCUGCUGUGAAGGCUGUUUGCUUUUUACAAAAUAUGGACAAAAACCCAAAAAGUCUACUGUAAAGAAGGAUUGUAUGUAAAUCUAAAGACGGAACAUUGACAUUUGUGGUGACUUUGUGACUAAACACUAGUUUGAGAUAUUUUUUGUUGUUGUUGUAAUGUAGUAUGUAUUUGGUUUUAUAUGAUCUGUAAAAAG